Molecule: messenger RNA, 8827 nt
Organism: Oreochromis niloticus (Nile tilapia)
Lineage: Eukaryota; Metazoa; Chordata; Actinopteri; Cichliformes; Cichlidae
Gene: rbm33a
Product: RNA binding motif protein 33a
Exons: 19
Coding region: 156-3929 (1257 amino acids)
Molecular function (GO): RNA binding
Source: RefSeq, a predicted model, not a curated record
CUAGCAUGCUUGUAUCCUGGUCGUGAUCUGAAGUCAUUGCCGCAUAGAAGCUCUUGCCAGUCUCACAUUUUAAACCGUGAUAAUGGUGAAGUACUGAAGAUUAAAUGCACUCUGCACUACAGUAAUCACACUUUAAGCGGGACGGGCCUUGCACCAUGUCAUCCAACGACCAGGAUUUUGACUUUGAUGAAUAUGACAAACCCGGGGCUGAGCGGUCACGCAGAAGGAGAGGUGAAGAUGAUGAUCUUGAGAGUGAUUUGGAAGAGGAUUUGUUGGAAGAGGACUGGCUGUCCAGUAAAAAGAAUCCAUCAGAAAUGUCAGAUGAAGAGCUGAAUGAUGAUCUUCUCAGAAGUGAUGAUGAAGAUGUAGAUCAGAGUGGUCAGGAUAUCAGCCUCAAUGCCACAUAUACCCUGGGCACAUCCUAUGACCAGCAGGACAACUCACAGGAAGCAGACUAUACCGAUGACGUUGUGAACCUUGGUGCAGAGGGCUGCGAAGAAGGGGAUGUGGAGGAGGCGGAAGAGUACCAGCAAGAGGAUGAGGCAUAUACAGAGGAAUAUGGCCAAGAAGAUGGCGCAGAGAUUUCGGAAGACCAAAUGGGUUACGCUGGAGAGCCAGCAGAGGCUGACGAUGACUAUCAGGACGGUGUGCUAAACAUCCAAAUCAAUGAGCCUAUUGAUGGUGAAUUUCAAGAUGAAGAAUACGAAACCCCCUAUGGUGAUGAGCCUCUUGAUGAAGAUGGAGCUCAGCAGGAGGGCGCAGAGGAGGUGGAGGGAGAUCAGCAGAACGAAGAAGACACUGCUGAAGGGACUCGAGUCUAUGACAUGGAGGAGGGUGAAAAUGAGGCUGUGCGAGAAGAAGAAGAAGAAACAAAGGAGGAAUCGGACGAAGAAGACGAGGAAGAUGAAGAGUCUGGCCGCAUAAGGUUCAAAUCUGAAAGAAAGGAGGGCGUUGUUGUGCGGCUGGCAGAUGCAGGCUCCAAAAGGCGGAACAUCCCUGAAACACUAGAACUGUCAGAGAAGGCCAAGCGAGAUUUGAUGGAAUUCGAGGAGCAAGAACGGCAGAAGAAACAAAAUCGUCACGGAGGCAGAGGCCGAGUUGGGGGACGAGGAGGCAGAGGAAGAGGAGGCUUCCCAGGGUUUGAAAUGGGAGACUAUAGAGGAGGAAACAGAGGAAGAAUGAACGACCAGAGAUUCCCCCCGAUGGGAAACAUGGGCAUGCAGCAGUCCUCGCGAAUGCUUCCUCCUCAUCAGUCUCAUCAGCAGCAGCUGCAUUCCCCGCAGCACCACCCCUCACGUCCAAGUGGACCGCCUCACUUCCAAGAUCACGGGCGUCCGCUUCCUCAGCAGCCCCUUCAGCCCCUCAUCCCUCCGCACAUGUCUCAUCGCUCCCCGCCGCUGCGACCCCAGAUGGAGCCGCCACCACGACUGAUGAAUUCCCCGCCACCUAACUUCCCUCCACAUCACCAGCAACAGGCUCCACAACCCAAGAACAUCCACAUUAACCCCCACUUCAGAGGGCCUGCAACGUCACCCGUUCAAGUGCCCUUGAUGCCUCCUGCUCAGAGCCAGCCCAGACCUGCUGUGGGUCCUCAGAGGUUCCCUGGACCGGGAGACUUUCAGCAGCACAUGCCUGGUAAUUUCGGUCAGCCCCAGCGGCCCCCUCAUCACAUGGAGCCUUUUAGGAACCAGCCACCUCAAGGCCCCCAGGACAGAGAACCCCUCUUUAUGGGAGAGCGCACAGAUUCAACACGGUUUCCAGGGCAGCACAUGUUUGAUCACCAGGGCCCCAGCCCUCUGAUGAACAGCGGCAACAACCUCCACCAGCAGCAGCUGCCCAGCCAGGGCCACAUGGGCUUCGGCCCACCAGGACCAGCCUUCAACCAGCCGGGCCAGGGCCCGCUUGGACUGUUUGGGAGAGAACCCCCAAGACACAACAUCCCUCCCCACCAAAAUCACCCGGGAAUGGUGAACUUGAAUCAACAAGGUGGACCCCCCAACCAGCCCAGGCCUUUCAUGGGCCCUCGUCAAGCUUUUGGCCAACAGGGGAACCUUUUCCCUCCUACACAAGUUCCGUUUGGGAUGCAGGUACGACUAAGAGGCUUAAUGCACGGCCCUCCUGUUUCCCAGCUUCCACAUCAUGAUCCGCUGUCACCCCAUCAGCCCAUGCACCAGCAGCAGCAACACCAUAGGCAGGACUUACCCCACCAUCAGCAGCCGCCGCUAAAUCUCGGUGAGCCUCGCCCCAUGAUGCACCAUGGCCAGAAUCCUUUCCAUCAACAGCAGGGGCAUGGCAGCCCCAGGCAGAUGAAUCCCCGCCCUCUGAACCCCCAACAGCGCCACAUGUCUAACAGGCAGAGAAUGAACACACCUGUCUCCAAGCAAAUGCAGCAGCGCAACAGCAACCUACGUGAGCUCCCUGUAGCACCUGGCAACACAAACACGAACAGCGCCCGCCCUGCCACCACCCCCACCUCCCCCGCUGCCAACAUCAAGCCUGUUGCCAGGACAACACAGGGGAUGCGUCCUGGGCAGAACACUCAGCCGAUGCCUGACGGUGGCAAAGGAAGAGGCCAAGCUGUUGCGAAGACUGAAUCACAGCCUGAGGGAGCAGGCAGGACAGUUGUUCGCAAGGAAAUUCCAAGCACGCCGUCCGGCGUGAGACCACAGGAUCCUGAUGAGGAUGAGGAGACAAGGCAGUAUCGUCUGAAGAUUGAGGAGCAGAAGCGUCUGAGAGAGGAGAUUCUAAAGAGGAAGGAGAUGCGACGGCAGAUGCAGGCUGGUGUCAGGAAGAAGGAGCUGCUUGAAAGACUUAAUGCCCAGGCACCAAGCCAAGGCACCAGUACUACACAAGCUCAGCCCGAGCAACCAAAUAAGCAAAUACCACACCCUGUACCUCCAGCACAACAACAGCAGCAACAGCCGCAGCAGCGACCACCACCACCAGAACACAAACCACAACAGCAACUGCAACCACAACAGCAAAGACAGUUUCCUCAGAGAACACAACAAUCAGUAAAUCCCACAUUAAAGACUGGCAAUCAAGGUAACGCCAUCCCUCCCAGCAGUGCUGCUCAGACCCCUGCGCCCCGUCCUAAUGUCAAGACACGGCUGCAGAUGGUAAAAGGCAGCAUUCAGCAGCAACAGCUUGCCGGGCCUGUUAAGCAACCCCAACAAAAUCAGCUGCAGCCAGUGCAGCAGCGAAGGAACAGCGCUUUGCAGAACGUAAACCGAUCUGGUGCUCCGAUCCAAACUGUUCAAGUUCCUCAAAGGAACGUACCUGAUACUCGUUCAGCGAGUCCAGCCCUGGCUCAGGCUCAAGGACCUAAACUUGGCGCUAAAAGAACUGUGAUGCAGCGGGCAAAGAGUACUAGCUUCGAGGGCCAGCAGGUCCCGCACAAAGUCAGAGUCGUCAAACUUACAGGAGCGAGUGGAAAGGGGCCUGAGGCCACAAGCAGCCCAGUACAGGAACAAGGCGCCUGGCCAGCAGCUUCGCUCAACCAGGGCAUCCAAAGGAAAGUUACCAUGACAGGACAGCAGCAACAGGGACCAGGUGGACCGUCGCAGGCUAGCCGCGGGGGCAUGGGCAACCCACAACAAAACAGGGUUGUUGUGUCAGGCCGGGGCCGAGGUAGAGGGGGUGGCCAGAUGGGUCGAGGUCGUCCGAUGCCCACCAGACAGAGCCAAAAGACUGCUGGGAGUGAGCGCUGCACUGUGUCCAUUGAAGGCCUCUCCUCAUCUACAACCGAUUUGCAGCUUAAGAACCUUCUGAGGUCCAUCGGCCCCAUAAAGACUUUCAAAAUGAUGCCCCAGCAGAGGAAAGCAAUUGCUACAUUUUCCAGUCCCCAGCAUGCAACAAGUUUCCAAAUGAGCUUCCACAGGCACAUGAUUGAUUUGUCCCACAUUGAUGUGUCGCUGAUUGACGGAUGAGGAGCGUUAAAAAGCCAGCGGGUCCUUUUGCAAGAAGUCGCUCUCUCCCAACGCUGGAGGGUCUCCUGCACAGCUCCAACCUGGUCUACAGAUACUUCUCCAUUUCUUUUGGGGGUCACUAACAUUCAGCGCCUCUGCACAGAAGCGUCAUUCAUCAAGUCGUCUCCCAUCGAGCUGGGACAGAGAACACAAAGACAUUAGCUGAGAGCAUGCCUGUGUUUGACUUUUCUACCAAGUGUCUGCAGUUGUGAAAAUGGCACUGGAGAGACACUGGACAGCUUCUGCUAUUUCAAUGUAGUUUGUGAGGAAUGUUUAUUUUGCAUCUGACACGGACACUAUAAGUAGAGCUCAUCGUGGGAUAAUGGUUGCUCCCCUCUUUAGUGAAAUUCUUCGUGACAAAUGACACUUGAACGCUGUGAUUCUAACGUGACCACUUAAUAGUAUUUUUUAUGUUAUUCGUGGUGCGGUGCUCAUGCAGGGGGAAUGGUUGUGCUAGGAUGCGGUCAGCCUGUUCAUGCAGGGGGUCUCCCCUGUCUGUAGAUGGCAGUAUUUUAUCACUAUUGGUGUUUCAGUCUUUCUCUUGCAGCCCUGCAUUCGGGUAGCUGUGAAGUCUGUUUUUUGGUCUAUGGCACUACCUAGUGGGGUUCCUGCAUAUAGGCAGAGAGGUGUCCUGGUUGUGAUGAUUCAAGAUGUCAUAGCAGUGACCAAAACCCAGCUGGAAUAGGCUGUGAUUAUAUUUUUGCUAAAUUCCCUGUGGUUUAAAGAAUUGUAAAUGUGGGCACUGCUGAGUUAAUUUCUCCUGUUUUUCAGUUUUAUUGUUGCUUACUAAGUCCUUUCUAUAUAUAUAUCUCUCUCCCUCUCUCUCUCUCGUUUAAGUUAGUUGGUUAUUACUCAGCUUUUAACUGUUAACUAGAAUGCAUUGUGGAUGAACCUUUCAUGCCUUGUUUGAGAUGCAUUUUAGUUGGAUGUCUGAUUAUGAAGUAGUUAGAUUUAGGUUUCGAGGUUGUGCCGAGUGUGCUUUGUGGCAGUGAGUAUGUAGACAUGUUUUUUGAGUUUGUUUUCUUUCUUUUUAAUGAGCUUGGCAGGGUAUUUGACAUUGUUGGUAGAUGGAAAAGAACUGUGUCCAGUUCUCUGCAGCAUAAACAGACAUUUCUGAGAAGUUCCUCGAGGAUACAUUCCUUACUCUGCUCUGGAAUUGGAAUAAGUUUGGAAAUAUUUACCCAAAUUUGAGUGACUAUCAGCUUGGUGCCUGAUUGAUCAGUAAGCUGCAUAGCAGACUGUUUUUCCUUCACGCAGAGCGGUCGGUUUGGAUAACAGAGGAGGAAAUAUAAACAAAAUUCACCUUAAUACUUUGCCCUGGAGACUGUAGAGAGAUAUAUUUUCCUAAAUACACUAAUAUCUCUUUUGACAAUUUUACACAUUUUUUCCCCAAAAUAUUUUUUAGACUAAUUCUGAGCCAUCCGCACUUACAGUACAGUGUCCAACAAAUUGCUUUAAUUUUCAUUAAGCAUUUACCCUGGAUAGGAAGGUGCUGGCACAUCACUGAAAACCCCAAAUUCUCUGAAUACUAAGCCGUUUCUGUUUUCUGGCUCUGAGUUGGACUUCAUAAAACAUCAAAGUUAAGCUAAAUGAAGCUCGUCACAUUUUUAAUUUUUUUUGUUAUUCAGAUUUUUUUCUCCUCUCUCAUCACAAAACUGUUUGUGUAUUGUAGUUGUAAAAAUGUGUUAAAAGUUUAAAUGCAGACGUUUUUCCACAUCCAAGACUAACUGAAAUUGUUUUAUAUACAUUAUUCAAAGGGACGAGACAGAACAACGAGAGGGGGCAACCAUUACCCGCGUAGUGAUCAUGUGCAUAAGUCAGGCUUUCACUCGAUAUUUAACUUGUUAAAUUUUUUUGACUUCACUCACAUUGUAUCAGGAAAAACAACUUUUAUAUGUAAAGGAUAUGCUGACGUGUCCGGACAUAAAUCAUUUUUACAAGUAUUUUGUUUCUAUUUCCAAACAAGGAAUGACUGGACCACAUUUGUGUUAAACAAUACAUUUGACAAAAAGUUUAAGGUAAAAAGAAAAAACGAACAAAUAACCAAAAAAACAAGUGUAAAUAAAAAUAUGGCCAAUAUACCGUGAACAUGCAGGUAUGUGAAGCCACUUGAACUUUAGCCCAAAGACGUGUGGUUGUGUGUGAUGUCCAUGUGUUAUGUGCCUUUAUGAUAACGUAGUUUUCAUCUUCUGUGCCACACUUUCUACUCCUUUGUACUUUUUAACGUAUUCUGUAAGUUUGGGGGUUUUAACUAUGCAACAUAUGACGUAAAUGCGUUUGGAAACUUGCAUAUUUUCUUGGGAUGAACCACUUUUUUAAGUAAGAUUUGAUUUUGUAGGUUUAAAGACACAAAAAAAGAAAAAAAAAAGAGCAGUAUUAUGGCAAGAGAUACUACCUCAAAGUUAAAGGGGAAUAUCACUGAAUUUAUUUCCUUAAAUGAGAAAUUUUGGCCUGAAAAUUUCGCGUUGAUGUCAUCUGAAUGUGCAGCUCCAUAAAAUGAGAAGCAUUGCUACUCGGCUGGUAGGGAAAAAGUAUGAUUUUUAUACCAAAAAAAGGGUCACCACUUUUAUUUUAUUUUUUUAAUCUGUCUGGGAAGUCUUUUCCCAGCUGUGCCAAUAGGUGGCGCUACAGAUUAACCUCCCUGAUUUUUGUGGUUUGAGAAAUGUGUACUAAUUGGCUUCUCUGCCCUGUCUGCAUGUGUUGAAUCACAUCACAAAUUUAGUGGUAUUUCCCUUAUGUUACUUGAAGUUACUAAUAAUCCAUAAAAGUUUAAAAUAAGCCGCCAGUACAUUCUCAGCAAGUACCCAAAGUAUUCGAUCCCCCAAAUUUCCUCUUCUUCAUAUAAACAGUGAAGUUGUGCCGUUUUUUAAAUUAUUUAUUGUUUUAUUUAUUUUUUUGUAUGUUGCAGAAAUCUGGUUUAUUUAUGUUUUAUUCUUUUUUUGUUUGAAGUUUUUGAGCUCUUUCUGUGUAUUGACGGUUAUGUAUUUAUUGUCUUUCAUGUUGUGGGUUACUCGCUCGAGUUUUAGUGCUAUGCUAAAUCCUGUGGAUUUGAAAGAGUAACGGCAAUGCCAGGUCGUAGUGAUAUUGUUAUAAGACUUCAGGUCUUUUAAUGCCAGAACAGAUUCAUAUUGAAUCUUAUCUGUACCUUAAUUUGAAGAAUUUUAUACAGACGUGUACUGUGAAUUUUUAAAAGUGAUUAAUUUUCAUUGGGGAAAAAAGGCUUAUUUAAGUUACAGCAUGUUUCUCCAAACAUGCCACCUCAUAUGGUUGUAGUAGGUAUUUAACAUAGAAGGGCUUGCCUGUCAGAUGUGAAUGCAGCUUUCUUAUGCUUGCAUAAGAAACCUUCAUAAAGGCUGCAGAUGAUUAUAGUGAGAAUAUUUAGCAUAUUUGGGUCAAAGGUUGAGUUUUGCACAACACUAACUUGUAACUUUUUUUUAACAGGUUCAUUUAAGGUGCUGAAAUUUUGCAGAGUUGCUGAAUUAAUCACUGAAUUCUGUCUUUUUCUUCAGAUCAAAUCCUCUACCAUGGAGCAGAGUGACAAAUGCAUUUUUAAAAGCAAAUUUAAGAGGCCAUACCAAAGGUUUAACAUGUUUUAGUCAAUCAACAAAGUGCAUUUGCGAGUGACCUGAAAUUAAGCAGGCUGUUUAUAUUAAUCUGCUGAAAGUAUCCCCUGUUUAUAUUGCUAAUGUAAUCAUCUGAGGCCUUUUCCCAGAAACCUAUCAGGUCAUUUAACAUCAUAUAACCUCACCCAGUUCCUCAAAGCCUUUGUUAUUCUCCUAGAAAAAUAAUCAACCUGUUUUCUGAGCAGGGAAUUCUUCAAGGAUCUUUUUUAUUUUUUACAGUUAAUUUCAGUUCAGUUUUAUUUGUAGACUUCCAAUUCAAAACAACAGUUGGCUUAAGGUGCUUUAUAUUCUAAGGUAAAGACCCUACAACAAUGCAGAGAAAAGCCCAACAGUCAGACGACCCCCUAUGAGCGAGCACUUGGUGACAGUGGAGAGGAAAAACUGACUUUUAACAGGAAAACUAAAAAAAAAAAUUGUUAAAUGACCUGUGACUGAUUCAGUCAUUAACUAAGAGGUUGAGUAAAAGCAUGAAACACCUCUGGUGUGGUCCCACACUUGCUCUUGCGGUGCUCUUUGUUUGAUCACACUUGGUGGCACGAUGGUGCAGUUGAGAUUUGAUUCACCUGACGUGACCGCCAGCCAUCUCAGGUGCGAGUACAACAGAGAGACAUCUGUAACUAACGCAUACUUUAUUUUAACAGCGUGCCAGUAAGAGGAGCCGUUGACCAGCUUAAACCAUGAUACUGCCUUAACUCAUUCGCUUAACACUUCACGUUCUUUCACAGCCUCGCCAUCUCCGGCCCCGAGAUGAAGAUUUCAUUUCCCUCACUCGACGGUUGUUGGUGCGUUCAGGUUAUCGGGCCUGUCGCCUUUUUCCUAACCGCUUUUCCUGCUGUCGCUGUUCUUUCAACUUGACCAUAUCUCGUCUUUUCCUUCCCGCCGCUGUUCUUCAAUGAACUUAAAACUUCUGUAUCAAGCAGGGUGGCCUGCCCGGAUUACCAUUGUUUGUUAGCCCAGUGGAUGGAGGUUUCCAUCUGUGUGACGACAGCCGGGUUCACUGAGCAGACACAUAAACCUCUAAAGCAAGCUGCUUCAUGGCUUUCACUGCACCAAAGGUCAUUCCAGCUUCUUGACACUCACUGUUUGGUUGGAUUUUUAACACAAAGACACCGCACUGGUUUCGUCAUCUCGAACUGUAUGGGUGCACCAAAUGACUGUAAACCCAGCCCGUUGGGUUCUGACCAAAACAAAAAGCAAACUUUGAAGACAUCUGUGUUUUUCACACUCGUGUCAUAA